Aricia agestis (brown argus) is the source of this 1437-nucleotide messenger RNA. Its product is annotated as probable serine hydrolase. Bases 194 to 1204 code for a protein of 336 amino acids. The record is from RefSeq and is a predicted model, not a curated record. NCBI's taxonomy places the organism in Eukaryota, Metazoa, Arthropoda, Insecta, Lepidoptera, Lycaenidae. The transcript has 3 exons.
GUCAACCGCGGCGCACGCUUGCAUUAGGUAAUGUUGAGUUAACCAGAGUUAACCUCAAAAAUUUUGCGCGAAAAUACCUUUAUUUUAAUUUGAUUCUGUCAAACUUUUUUUAUAAUAAACGAAAAUUCAAAUAUUCUUAAUAAUUGUGAUAUUAGGUUUUUGCUCUACAAUUUUAUGCAAAAAGUGAUGAAAUAUGUCUAGGAAAAUGUUUGUGUCUGUUGUAUUAAAUACAAGCAAGGUUUUUUCUUCUUCGCUUAAUAAAUCAGCUGGCAUUGGAGUCCGCAGAAAUUUACACACUGCCAAUGUGCCAGUAAAAGAAGUAAAGAUCCCAACCCGAUGGAACGGUCACAUAGCAGCCAAGCUGUGGGGUAACGAGAACGAGCGACCGAUCCUGGCGCUGCACGGCUGGCAGGACAACGCUGGCACGUGGGACCCGAUGGCACCAGCGCUUGCCGCCAAACGACCCAUCCUGGCCAUCGACUUCCCGGGACACGGCCUGUCGUCCUGGUACCCUAAAGGAAUGCAGUAUUAUCCAUGGGAUCUACCUCGUUUGGUUUACUACAUCAAAAAGCACUUUAAUUGGGACAAAAUCUCCCUGCUAGGGCACUCCAUGGGCUCAAUAGCGGCCAUGCGCUUCGCAAGCACCUUCCCCGACGACGUGGACUUCUACGUCGCCAUCGACAGUCUCAUCUAUGACGACUACGACUUGAAUCUCGUGGUCGCCAACUUCCCGAAGAUCAUCCAGAAAACGGAGAUCGCCCAGACUCGAAUCGACACCCCGGCGCCGUGCUACGCCAUGAGCGAGGUCAUCGACCGCUGGCACAAGGGCACCAACGGCUCCGUGACCAAGGAGAGCGUCCCGCACCUCCUGAAACGGGGCGCCAAGGAGUCCCCGAGCGAGCCCAACAAGUUCUACAUAUCCAGGGACCCCAGGUUGAAGAACAUACUGUUCUGUCCGGACGAUAAGAACCUCGUGAAGGUUUUAGUCAGCAGGUUGAAAUGUCCCACGCUGUACAUCAAGGCUAGGGACUCGCCCUACGCCUCCGAUGAGUACUCGACGGAGCUGCGCGAGCUGAUCGCCAGCACCAACCCCAACUUCGAAUGGCACAACAUCCCCGGCACACAUCACUUGCAUUUGAACGAUCCCGAGAGGGUAACGCCUCUCAUCAUGGAGUUUUUACAAAAAUACAAGUUUAUAACAUAAUUCAGUAACAAAAUAUGUCAUACUAUGGUUAUAAUACCGAGGAAAACGUACUUAAAAUAGGUGCAAUAAAUAAUUAUGUUCUGUUAAAACAUAAUUAUACUACCUCAUUAAAUCAAAUUUAUAUUAAAUGGGAAUUUAUAACUAUCAUAAGGUGAAGUAACAUUGUAUUCAUUGUAAUAAAACCUACUUAUUAACUAUAUUAUAUAUAUAAAACUCAAAGGUGACUGACUAAC